Messenger RNA from Meleagris gallopavo (turkey), 2059 nucleotides. Lineage: Eukaryota; Metazoa; Chordata; Aves; Galliformes; Phasianidae. The record is from RefSeq and is a predicted model, not a curated record.
UGCUGCUGCUGGUGGCCAGCGAGACGGGCCAUGUGUACACCUUCGCCACCCGCAAGCUGCAGCCCAUGAUCACCAGCGAGACGGGCAAGGCGCUCAUCCAGACGUGCCUCAACUCCCCCGACUCGCCGCCGCGCUCCGACCCCACCACCGACCAGCGCAUGAGCGCCACGGGCUUCGAGGAGACCGACCUCACCUACCAGGUGUCCGAGUCGGACAGCAGCGGGGAGACCAAGGACGUGCUGAAACCGACCUUCACUGUCACCAACCUGCCCGGGACAACGUCCACCAUCCAGACGGCGCCUACCACCUCGUCCUCCAUGCAGGUCAGCAGCGGCCCCUCGUUCCCCAUCACGAAUUACCUGGCGCCAGUGUCUGCCAGCAUCAGCCCCAGUGCCGUCACCAGUGCCAACGGGACAGUGCUGAAGACUACUGGAGCCAGUGCAGUGACAUCCGGGGGCCUCAUGCAGAUACCCACCGGCUUCACCCUCAUGUCAGGUGGCACCAUGGCUCAGCAAGUCCCUGUCCAGGCGAUCCAGGUGCACCAGGCACCGCAGCAAACGUCUCCCUCCAGUGACAGCAGCACUGACCUUACUCAGACCUCUCCCAGUGGAACAGUGACCCUCCCAGCGACCAUCAUGACGUCGUCUGUGCCAACCACCGUGGGUGGCCACAUGAUGUACCCCAGCCCGCACGCGGUGAUGUACGCACCCACCUCUGGCCUUGCGGAUGGUGGACUUGCAGUCCUCAAUGCUUUCUCGCAGGCACCCUCAGCAAUGCAGGUGUCCCACAGCCAGGUCCAGGAUCAGGGUGGCGUCCCCCAGGUGUUCCUGACAGCCCCAUCAGGCACCGUUCAGAUCCCAGUCUCAGCUGUCCAGCUUCACCAGAUGGCUGUCAUUGGGCAGCAGAGCAGCAGCGGCAGCAGCCUGACGGAGCUGCAGGUGGUCAACUUGGACACCUCACACAACGCCAAGAGUGACUGAGAGGCCUCUGCCGCUGGCCUUGUGCCGUCCCCGGCUUGUCAUGCUGGGGCUGGCAGCAACUCUCUCGUACAGACUGCACCAGUUAUUUAUUGUUGCCUUUUCACGUUUCCUUCAUCCACACAUGCACACACACACGCACCCACCCACACACACAGCAUGCAAGGGGCUGCAGGACCCGCCUGGGGAGAAGCUGUGCUGAGGCCGUGCAGGGCUGGGGGCCGAUGGGAUGCUCGUCUCUCGCCAGCCAAAGAAGCUUGUCUCUUGAGGGGAGGGUGUGCUCCGUGCUGUACAUAAAUCCUGGGGGCCUUUCCCAGCUGGAGGCCCUGGACCCUUAGGGGUGCUCACCCCAUCUGUGGGUGUUUGUGUGGGGCUGGGGCCUGGAGCUGUCCUGCAGAGCUGCACAGGCCUCAGCAAUGUGCCUUUGUGGGGGGGAUGGGUCCUGGCUGCGGCAGCUCUCCCUGGCCUCUGCAGGGAGCAAGCAGCUUACUUGGACGUGUAUCUCUGGUUGGGCCUGGUGUAUGGCCCCAGCCUCCUCACGUGCACUACAGCAAGGCCUCUGCCCUCAGUGCCUCCUUGCUGGGCUGCCUGGUGGGUUGGCAGCUGCAGCACUCAGUGGGUGCCCAGCAGUUCAGCAAGGCCCUGGGGGAGGGGGGGGCUUUGCUGCCAGCCCAGUCCUGUGCUCCCAUCUUGGCCUCGUGCUGCUUGUGGACUCCGUAUGCCCAAGGGGGGACGUGACUGGAUCUCUUCCGCAUCCCUCUGCUGCAGCUCCAGCCACCGCUUUCUAAAUUUUCUGAUGCAAGGUGGAGAAGCAACUCCAGUGCCAAAGGGAAGAGUCCGUGGGGCACUGAGCUGCUGGUGGGCAGCAUGCUCCUCCUGGGAGCACCGGGGCUGGAGGAGCCUCAGCAGGGCCGUGGGAGAAGGACUGGAGUGUGCUUGGUCCUGCAUGGGAGCUGCUCCCUGGCCCUGCAGGGAGAGCGAGCGAGCAAGGAGCUGCUGCAUCCUUAGGGAAAGGAGCAGCUACUGUAACUUCUUUUUUUAAGUUAAAGACAAAAGAAGCCUUGGGGGGGAAAAAAGAGAAA